Messenger RNA from Galleria mellonella (greater wax moth), 4314 nucleotides. RefSeq lists its product as uncharacterized. Gene Ontology annotation, molecular function: aspartic-type endopeptidase activity. Lineage: Eukaryota; Metazoa; Arthropoda; Insecta; Lepidoptera; Pyralidae. Gene Ontology annotation, biological process: proteolysis. The transcript has 3 exons. The coding region runs from base 1 to 4314 and encodes 1437 amino acids. The record is from RefSeq and is a predicted model, not a curated record.
AUGAAGUCGUCCACUGAAGUCGAGCGGUCGGGUCGCGAAAGCCCGGAGUCAUCAUCGCUACCGCCCGCCCGCCCGGCUUCAGCAACAGCGAUCAAGGAUGUUCCGUCAUCAUCGGCUAGAUCGGUUACACAACUUGUGGGCACCCCACGUUCGGUAAAAGCAUUAUCUCGCUGUACCAAGUGCCCUGGUGACCUCUCUAGCCAACUUCAAAAAAUCGAUGCCCGGGCAUCUUCCCAAAACGUGCAAAGUCGUUGCGGCCAACAAUCUACUAGUGAACAUUCACGAUCGUCACGUUCGUCCGCCACCGUCCGUGCACAGAAGUUGGCCGUCGAAGCAGAAGUCUUACGGUGCCGAGUUGCCCGUGAGCGUGAACUCGCGCGUCUUCAGGCGAAACGCGAGCAGGAGCUCGCUCGCUUGGAAUCUGAGGCGGAGGAGAGAGAGCUGCAAGCCAAACUCGCUGCACUGGAUGCUAAAGAUAAGUCUCGUAGCUCAUGUUUUUCUAAUCGCGAUACUGAAAUACGUACUGCGACAUGGGUUUCAGAACAAAAUGCAAACAUGACCAUGGCAACACAUGUCGACAUACCUGGUAAGCCACCGACUGUCACCUUGGAAAAUACCCAGGGACUCAGUCUACAGUCGGCUGUCUUUACCAACGCGGUACCGUCUCAUGAACCAUAUGUCAACCAUGCAAACCAUUCGAAAUCCACACAUGUCAUUAGCAACGAAGACUGUGCAACAGUGGCACUGCAACGCUUACAACCUGAUCGUCCAUCGGCAGAUCCUAUAGUACAGCUCACUCAAGCUAUUACUAGUUUAUCUAACUGCCCAAAGAAACCAGAACUCGUCAUUUUCUCGGGCGAAAUUAGUCAAUGGAUGGCCUUUAAAAGUAGUUAUGAAAGAACUAAAUCUAGUUUUUCCGCAGCAGAAAACCUCACACGGCUGAAUAAUGCGGUUCGCGGACCGGCAUACCAGGCCGUGGCGUCACUCCUGUGGACUUCUUGUGACCCACAAGACGUCAUGAACGCAUUGGAGCAAACGUACGCCCGACCAGAACUCCUCGUUGCUCGCGAGGUCGCCGAGCUACGCAAUAGCCCUAAGUUAAGUUCCCCUGAACAAUUAAAUACAUUAGCAAAUAAAUUACGUAACUUUGUAGUUACUUUAAAAUUAUUAAAACAAAAUGAUUAUCUAUAUUCACCAGAGCUAUUUCGCACUAUUCUACUCAAAUUAACCGAAUACACGAGAGCUCGUUUUACAGACUUUGCCUCAACCUAUAUAUGUGAGCAACAAAACGUGGCAAAAUUAGACUUGCUAUCGCAGUUUUUGCUAGUAGAAGCCGAUAAGCAACUACGGUACAAUUUCGUACAGGACAGUACCAUUAAGCCACAAAAUUCAACGUACCCUUCUAAGUACAAUAAUAACAUAAAAAAGGAGACAGUACACGUAAUGACCCCUAGCAAUAAAGUAUCAGAGUGUACAUACUGCAAACAAGGUAGUCACAGUAUAAAAUCCUGUAAAAUAUUUUUAUCUCUCACAGUAAAUGAUAGAUGGCGUUGGGUUCGAGACGCGAAGGUAUGCUACCGCUGUCUUAAAUCAAAUCCACGUAAAUGGACUAAUUGUCGUAGUAAACGUUGUGGUGUUGACAGAUGUACAAGACGCCAUAAUUCGCUUCUUCACGGUACCACGCCUAAUGAGUCUGGAACUAACUUAGCGACCAACACCCAACGCACCCAAAUACUGACUGAUAAUUCAGAUGGCCCAAGCAACAUAGCUGAUAAGACAUGUAAAAAUGAACCGAUUAAAAUCACAAAUACGUCUGACAUUUUAAUCAAUGCAGCAGAUUCUUCUUCACGCCCACGCGGCCUCCUGAAAGUACUACCGGUUAUCCUCGAGGGCCCCGACGGCGAAUAUGAAACCACGGCGCUACUCGAUGAAGGUAGUACGGCGACACUAAUUGACGACAAGGUAGCGAUGCGUAUCGGCGCCAAGCCCACCCGUCAAGAGCGUCUUCGUAUUGAAGGUGUUAGCGGCAUGUCAAAAGAUGUAGAUGUUGGUUACGUGAACUUCUACAUACGUGGGCGUAACUUACCUGACCGCUACUUAGUGGAGCAUGCACGCGCAAUUAGCCCAUUAAGUCUGCGCGUCCGGAAAGAAAACAUCGUCAACUUUAUGAAGUACCAGCACUUAUCAGACCUAUCUAAUGAACUUUCCUACACUGAUACCAACCCAACUGUUCUUAUUGGAGCGCCCGACUGGUACCUAUCUGUAAGCCGCGAGGUAAGAUGUGGAAAGAAGAAUGAACCUGUUGCCUCUAAAACACUAUUGGGCUGGGUGCUCCACGGCGCACUGUCGGUUUCAUCUCAGCCGAUAGAAUUUGUCAACCAUAUCUGUGACCACCUAGACUCUCUUAUAAGAAAGCAGUACGAAAUUGAUUCCUUAGGUAUAAUGAAAAGCGUCUCACGCUUCAACAGUGAUGAUAAACGAGCGAUAGAUAUCAUCGAAACCUCGGCUCGUCAACUUGACGACAACCAUUACGAAGUCGGUUUACCUUGGAAAAAAGACUUACCAACUAUCAUACCUGAUAGCUACCCACAGGCAUUAUCUCGCUUCAGAGCUUUGGAACGACAAAUGUCUAAAGACCAAUCAUUUGCCGCAGCUUAUCAUGACUUCAUAAAUGGCAUUGUUACUAAAGGGUACGUCGAAGAAUGCGACCCAAAUACGUAUUAUAAACGAAUGCCAUCGAACGUUUCAUGUGUUAACCCGGACGAUACUAUUCCAAAGACAAAAGGUGUAAGCCUCAACAGCCUACUCCUACAGGGACCCGAUUUAUUAGGUUCUCUAUUAGACAAUUUAUUUCGUUUCAGAGAGGGCGCUGUGGCCCUAAAUGCCGACAUUAAAGAAAUGUUCCCUCAAAUAAAAAUCGCUAAAAAAGACAGAGACGCCCAACGCUUCUUGUGGCGUAACAAAAACGGUAUUCUCGUUGAGUACCGCAUGAAAGCUAUGAUAUUCGGCGCAGUGUGUAGCCCAUUCAUUGCACUUUACAUUAAGAAUAAAAAUGCAAGGAUAGCGGAAGCUAGAUAUCCUGCAGCAUGCAAAGCUAUAGUUGAAGAUCACUAUAUGGACGAUUACCUGGGUAGCCACCCUAAUGUCACUGAUGCCGCGCAGGUGGCAUCUGACAUAAUUAUGGUGCAUAAAGCAUGCGGUUUCGAAAUGCGAGCAUGGACUUCGAAUAAUUCACAAGCUCUCUCUCUUGUCCCCAAAGAACUCAGAAGUGAAGCAACCUCAGACGUAUACUUACCACCAAACAAUGAUGUUGGUAUUCUAGGCGUUAAAUGGAAUCCAUUCCACGACUCGUUCAGCUUUCGUACAGGACUUCAUAUGCCUGAUAUUUUAACUAAACGUAGCCUACUAUCUAGCGUUAUGAAAGUUUAUGACCCACUUGGCCUACUAACGCCUAUUAUAAUUUCGGGCCGUAUUUUGUUCCAGAAGUUAUGGCGAGAAGGCAUCGACUGGGAUACCCCAGUACCUAAUAAAUAUGUUUCUGAAUGUACAGAAUGGUUCACUCAAUUACAGAGUGCCGCUAGCAUCAAAAUUCCGCGUUGGUAUAUGUUUAAAUCAGAUCCAAUGGAUAUUCAGCUACACAUAGUGGCUGAUGGUGGUGAACAAGCAUACGCCUGCGUAGCUUACUGGCGUUUCAAUUACAAUGAUGGCUUCGUCUCUACAGCUCUUAUAGGUAGCAAAGCACCAUUGAAACCGCUCUCUAUUCCCCGCCUGGAGCUACAAGCGGCGCUUAUUGCUUCUCGAUUCGCACAAACUAUUUUACGCGCUCACCGUCUUAAACCCUCCGCAACUAUUUAUUGGACAGACUCCACCACCGUUCUUAAAUGGAUCCGAAGCGACGCUCGCACAUUUAAACCUUUCGUUGCUCACAGGUUGGGAGAGAUACUGGAAACCACCAAUCCGUCCAAUUGGAGAUGGAUUCCUACCUCUCUCAACGUAGCCGAUGAUGCUACUAAACCAAAGAAAAUAUUUUUGUCUCCUUCUCAUAGGUGGUUUACUGGCCCACCAUUUCUUUUAGAAUCACCAUUCUCUUGGCCGUGUGAAAUUACCAGAGACGAGGAUGAGACCUUACCAGAUUCCGAAUUAAAAUCAGAACUUGUGGGGCUGCUCUCCUAUGUCCCACUACCCUAUGUUCUAUGUUCUAUGUUCCCGUACCUAACGCUACGCGAUUCAGCUCGUGGCUACGUUUACUACGCACCACUGCCCGUGUUCUCCAAGGCGCACGACUUUUUCGGCUUAAAGUGUCUCGACCAAUAA